CAAAGGAGGAGGGACACAGCCGCAGCCCUCCUUAAUCCCCACAACUCUUCCCUGCGGAGGGGCAGGAUGGGGCCCGCAGGCCGGGAGCAGAGGAUGGAGCCCAGGCACCGCUCCGGAGGUAACCGUGAUCCCGACCUGCGCCAGGGUUAAGAUCCAGGACGGGGCUGGAGAACAAUAGUGGAGUGGAAAACAAUGGAGCUGCUGCACCUUGGAGCGUAGGGAUGCCGGACGGAAUUCCAGCUUCAACAUAACCCCUUGGGCCAGAGCCGCAGCAGCGUCAGGUUGUGGGAGCAUCCGUGGAGCCAAAGGAUCUGCCAGGACGGGCUCCCAUGAAAGAAGAGCAGGAGGAUGGAUUACGGAGGCUGCGAGUACCCGGUUCCCUGCGGGAAGGACAAGUACAUCUCCAAAAAUGAGCUGCUUUUACACUUGAAGACAUACAACAUCUACUAUGAAGGACAAAACCUGCAGCUGCGGCACCGAGAGGAGGAAGGUGAGCUCAUCGUAGAGGGGCUGCUGAACAUCUCCUGGGGCUUGCGGAGACCCAUCCGCCUGCAGAUGCAGGAUGACAACCAGCGCAUCCGCCCUCCACCAUCCUCUUCCUCCUGGCACUCGGGAUGCAACCUGGGAGCACAUGGGUCCAUGCUGAAGCCCAGCACCUUGCCAGACAUCCAGGUCACGGAUGCAGAGGCUGUGCCAAACACAGAGGCUCCCCGCAGCUGUGCAGGCACCAAACCCCAAGCGGAGGAGACGCCGCAGCUGAUGCGGACACGGAGCGAUGUUGGGGUCCGGCACCGGGGCAGCACCCGCACCCCCGGUGAGCAGCGGCGCAUCCGCCGGCACCGCUUCUCCAUCAACGGGCACUUCUACAACCACAAGACAUCCGUGUUCACGCCGGCGUACGGCUCCAUCACCAAUGUCCGCAUUAACAGCACGAUGACGACCCCUCAGGUCCUCAAACUGCUGCUCAAUAAGUUCAAGAUUGAGAACUCAGCGGAGGAGUUUGCUCUCUACAUUGUCCACACCAGUGGAGAGAAGCAGAAGCUGCGGGGCAGUGAUUACCCCCUGAUCGCCCGCAUCCUGCAGGGCCCCUGCGAGCAGGUCUCCAAGGUCUUCCUUAUGGAGAAGGACCAAGUGGAAGAAGUCACCUAUGACGUAGCUCAGUACAUCAAAUUCGAGAUGCCCAUCCUCAGGAGCUUCAUCCAGAAGCUGGAGGAAGAGGAGGAUCGCGAAGUGAAGAAGCUAAUGCGCAAGUACUCCAUCCUCCGGCUGAUGAUAGAGCAAAGGCUGGAGGAGAUAUCCGAAGGUCCAACAGCAAUGUGAAACGCUUCACCAGCUCCAGGUUGCAUUGCACCAAGAGCCAUUUGCCUGCAGGAUGCACUGUACCAAACCCCAACCCCACAUCAUUCCCGGAGCGCUCCCAGUGUCCUCCCGGAUCACUCCGGCUCUGAGCCAACCCAUCCUUCAUCUGCGCAGCAUCCUUUGGGUUUUCCUUGUCUCCCAAUGGGAGUUUUCCCAGCAAGGCUCUGGGCAUCUUCAGCCAAAACCUCAAAUCCCUGGAAAUCCAUGAGCAGGAUGAAGCCACUGAGGAUGGGGACAAGCAAUUCCAGGCUCUGUUGGAGGAUCCUGGCUUCAGCAGUGCCCGUAUGGGGCUCCCUGCAUAGAACCCACCCCUUGGUGGCAAGAGCACAAACAAUUCCUCUUUUCCCACCUGGAAAAGCACAUUCCUAUGGCAAUAAUCCGCAGGUGACAGGAAGCUUUUGUAAAUGGAGUGGAUUUUAACACUUUUGCUGCCCAAAACGAACCUGGGGACUGAGGGUUGGAGUUACAGCAAAAGAGUAAAAUCCCCUUUUGUUCCCAGCACAUCCCCUUAACCUGCAUCUGGUCUCAUAACCCCCAUCCUGAUCCUUUCUAAUUUGCACUAAUGUUAGGGAAGGAAAAGCAAACCACGAUGUCAAACCUCUCUGGUAGCUGCAACAUGCCAAAUUAUGCUUGGGGGAAUAGGGGGUGGUGAGGAGCAUCUCCCAAAGGAUGCUCUAUGGGAAGCAGGAGGGAUGGCAAGAGGAGGAGAGGCAGAAAUAAAGGGGUUUAUUCUCCACGUGGGUUUUGCAGCACAUUGUCCUGGGCUCAGCGGGACCAGGAUUGGGUCUGUUACCCCCAUCCCACCUGGAAAACCCUCUUUCCUCCCAGGCUAAACCAGCAAUAUCCAUUUGAUACCUCGAUAUGAACUAAAACUAGCGACUUUCUCCUUC
Molecule: messenger RNA, 2249 nt
Organism: Melopsittacus undulatus (budgerigar)
Lineage: Eukaryota; Metazoa; Chordata; Aves; Psittaciformes; Psittaculidae
Gene: RASSF2
Product: Ras association domain family member 2
Exons: 12
Coding region: 349-1320 (323 amino acids)
Biological process (GO): positive regulation of JNK cascade; positive regulation of protein kinase activity; regulation of non-canonical NF-kappaB signal transduction
Cellular component (GO): nucleus; cytoplasm
Source: RefSeq, a predicted model, not a curated record